Gadus chalcogrammus (walleye pollock) is the source of this 1060-nucleotide messenger RNA. RefSeq lists its product as uncharacterized. The coding region runs from base 110 to 1060 and encodes 316 amino acids. The record is from RefSeq and is a predicted model, not a curated record. The transcript is spliced from 2 exons. NCBI's taxonomy places the organism in Eukaryota, Metazoa, Chordata, Actinopteri, Gadiformes, Gadidae.
GCUACGGUUUGAUAAUGCACGGUUCAGUGCAUAUUUCAGACUCGACAAGAGUCAAUUUGAAACCUUGUUGCGCAUCGUUGCGCCUUCAAUAAUAAGGCAAGACACCCACAUGAGGCAAGCCAUCAGUCCAGAGGAACGACUCAGCAUUUGUUUAAGGUAUCUGGCAACUGGCGAUUCAUUCCGGUCCAUCGCUUUCGCCUUCAGGAUGGGUGCCAGCACUGUGGCAGGCAUAGUUCAUCAGGUCUGCACAGCUAUUUGGGAUUGCCUCCUGCCAGAUUACAUGCCUAUUCCAGACAAAGCAGCGUGGAGAAAGAUAGCCACUGGAUUCCAACAGCUGGAUUUCCCCAACUGCAUAGGGGCAAUGGAUGGGAAACACGUAGUCAUUGAGGCUCCUCCCUCCAGUGGCACUCUUUAUUACAAUUACAAAGGCACUUUUUCCAUCGUCCUUCUGGCUGUAGUCGACGCCAGGUACUGUUUCAGGCUUGUUGACAUCGGGGCCUAUGGAAGAAACAGUGAUGGGGGAACCCUCUCCUCCUCCGCUUUUGGUACUGCCCUACGGCAGAACACAUUGGGUAUCCCGGAUGACUCCAUCCUCCCAGGGGCAGAACAUCUUGGCCCGAUGCCUCAUGUGUUUCUGGCAGACGAAGCCUUCCCCUUGCGCCGUAACAUCAUGCGCCCAUACCCUGGCUACAACACUGGAGAAAAAAAAGUGUUUAACACCCGUCUCUCUCACGUGCGCAGAAUGGUCGAGUGUGCGUUUGGCAUACUGGCAUCCCAAUGGAGAGUGUACCGUCGGGUGCUGUGUGUCUCUCCAGAAGUGGAAGAGAAUGUGGUAAAGGCCACCUGCAUGCUCCAUAACUUUCUCAGGUGGGAUGCCAGCACUACAAUACCGGCUAGGUCAUCUACUGGAACAUCCACAGCUGCGCCAUCACAAGGUCUCCAGAACGCACCUCGCCUUGGCACCAACAAUGCUGGCAGAGAUGCUGUGGCAGUGAGGGAGAAGUUUGCUCAGUACUUCAUGUCUGAAGCUGGACGAGUUCCCUGGCAGGAUAACAUCUAG